Conger conger (European conger) is the source of this 2318-nucleotide messenger RNA. It is a transcript of the gene neff2, whose product is annotated as neuronal intermediate filament family member 2. Lineage: Eukaryota; Metazoa; Chordata; Actinopteri; Anguilliformes; Congridae. Gene Ontology annotation, molecular function: structural constituent of postsynaptic intermediate filament cytoskeleton. Gene Ontology annotation, biological process: neurofilament bundle assembly. Gene Ontology annotation, cellular component: intermediate filament; cytoplasm; postsynaptic intermediate filament cytoskeleton. The record is from RefSeq and is a predicted model, not a curated record.
UAAGGCUUGCUCAGUGAGAGUGUGCAGAACAAGGGGGAUUUAAUUACCUGAAACAAAAAACAUCCACAUUAAAAAAGAAAAAAAAAAAGAAAAAAAAAAUAUCAUGAGCUACGAUACCUACUAUUCCCGUCGCCCCUGGGAGGACUACAGGGGGGCCAGAUCCACCAAAUCCUCCAUCUCCUCUUCCCUCUACUCCGUCCACCGCUCCGUCCCCGCCGCCAAGCACGCUCUGCGGCUGCAGUCCAGCCCCGUGCCCGGCCUGGCGGAGAGGAUGGACCUGGCGCAGGUGAGCACCCUCAACUCGGAGCUCCUGGGCCUGCGUGCCCAGGAAAAGGAGCAGCUGGUGGGCCUCAACGACCGCUUCGCCACCUACAUCGAGAAGGUGCGUCACCUGGAGCAGCAGAACAAGGCCCUGCUGGCGGAGCUGGAGGCCCUCCGGCAGCGCCAGCGCGACCCCUCGCGUCUCCACCUCCUCUACGAGCAGGAGGCGCGGGGCCUGCGGGCGCUGCUGGACGCCGAGACCAACGAGAAGAUGCGGCUGGAGGCGGAGCGCGAGCACCUGCGGGACGUCCACGGGCAGCUGAAGGAGCGCUGCGAGGACGAGGCGCGUCUCCGGGCCGACGGGGAGGACGCCCUGCGGAAGGCGCGCGAGGAGGCGGCCCGCGCCGCGCUGGCUAACUGCGACGCCGAGGCCAGCGCGGGCUCCCUGGCCGAGGAGCUCGCCUUCCUCAGGAAGGUCUUCGCCGAGGAGCACGCCGAGCUGACCGCGCAGGUCCAGGCGGCCGGGGUCAGCGUGGAAGUGGACGUGGAGGCGCCCGACCUGUCGUCCUCCCUGAGGGACGUGCGCUCGCAGUACGAGAAGCUGGCCAACAAGAACAUGCAGGCCGCCGAGGAUUGGUACCGCACCAAGUUCGCCGGCGUGGCCCAGGCCACCAGCAGGAACGGGGAGGCGGUGCGCGCCAUGCGGGAGGAGACCUCCGAGUACCGCCGGCUGCUCCAGGCCCGCUCCUCCGAGAUCGAGGCCCUGCGCAACGUCAUCGACUCCCUCAACAAGCAGCUGGAGGAUAUGGAGGACAGGCAGGGAAAGGAGGUGACCAAGUACCAGGAGAAAAUAAAUGAUCUGGAGAAGGACAUUGCAGAGGCUAAGCAAGAGAUGGCGCAUUACCUGAGAGAGUACCAAGACCUCCUGAACGUCAAAAUGGCCCUUGACAUUGAAAUCGCUGCGUACAGGAAGCUCCUGGAAGGCGAGGAGAUAAGGCUGAGCUUCUCCUCUCUGCCUGCCCUCACCAACCCCCACCUUCAAGCCCAACGUGCCCUUGUUCAAAACAAGAGGUCCACCACAAACUCCCCCUUCUUCUCCACACACUCCGACUCUGAGAACGGGACAUCAAGGGUGCAAGACCCCAGAGAGAGCAACAGAGAGAGCCAAGAAGCAGCACUGCGUCAGCCAUGACACCAGAGCCUAGCCCAGGCACAAUAUCCUUUUGGUAGGGCCCAAAGCUCUUACUUAAACUCCAAGCUCAAUUUUGAUUCUGCCCAAGCCAAUUCAGCAAACAUUUAACCAAUUGUUUGUAAGGGCAGGCUAAAUUCAGUUCAGCUGUGGAUGUUUAGAUUUUACUCAACCUCGUUCAGAUGCAAGAUAAUAAAUGACAGAUCUUUGCGUUCUACCAACAGGAUAUUGGGCUGUACUGCUGAUCCUAUUGUAUUAAUCAGUAAAUCAGUAGAUGUCUGUUUUGUUCUAAGGAAACUCUUUCAUUGCGGGCAGUAGAGCACCGUCACAUUUGCUUUGGUCUUCUUUGAUAUUUCAUGUAUGUUGAGCUUCAGUCAGAGAGGUACGUUUCAGUUAACUUUCUCAAUGAAAUCAAAUGAUAAAUCUUUACAAAUGUGAUCAUGGCUAAAUAAAUAUUAUUAUUUUUUUAUUUUACCAACUGCAAUCAAGGCUCUAAAUCUAGGUUUCACAACGUUGCUUUCAGCUGGAGAAGCUCAAAAUAGAAUGAGAAUUUCAGGAAGAAAGUUCAAGCGCCUGUCUACAGAGGUCCGCCUCGUAUUUGUGACAUCAGACAGAAGUCUUCACUUAGCUGUUUUUGCAUUUUGUUCUUGUUUCUUUUAAGCCCAUUAAAUAAGAAUACACUGUAAACCUAAAACAAAAAUAACAAAAAAAUAAAAAUGCCUGGUAACUAAGCUUUCUGUUGUACCGAUCUUAGGUCUGACCGGCACUUAAAAUCUGUGAAUCUAUAUCAAGUCUGCACCUUUUAAGCCUGAUAUAUCUAUGUGCCAGUGACCUGCUGAAUAAAACUAACAUGGCUUUACUGACUAUG